Molecule: messenger RNA, 1164 nt
Organism: Penicillium antarcticum
Lineage: Eukaryota; Fungi; Ascomycota; Eurotiomycetes; Eurotiales; Aspergillaceae
Product: elongator complex protein 4
Exons: 2
Coding region: 1-1164 (387 amino acids)
Biological process (GO): tRNA wobble uridine modification
Cellular component (GO): elongator holoenzyme complex; transcription elongation factor complex; cytoplasm
Source: RefSeq, a predicted model, not a curated record
AUGUCUUUUCGCAAGAGAAAUAUUGGACUAUCCCCCGGUGUUGACCGCACAGCUGUUCCCAAUGCCGCAACACAGCCAGCUGCACCAGAGACGCCUGGCAUCCGCCCCUCACCAGAUGAUGGUCGGCCAACAACCUCGACAGGUACCCGGUCUCUAGACAAUCUGCUUGCAGGACAUGCAGGUCUUCCUAUGGGCAAACUGUUGCUUGUUGAGGAAAAUGGAACAACAGAUUUCGCAGGCGCAUUGCUCCGAUACUAUGCGGCGGAGGGCGUCAUUCAAGAACAGAAGAUCCAUGUGGUUGGAGUACCAGAGCAAUGGGGUCGCAGCUUGCCUGGUCUGAUCGGCUCCGCCGAGUCUCUUGACGAGAAGAGGUCCGACAGGCGCAAGGAUGAUCGCAUGAAAAUUGCAUGGCGUUACGAGCGAUUGGGCGAGUUUGGCGCAGGUGUCGCCGGUUCACGCGAUGCCCCUGCUACUCCUGGAGCCCAGGAUCCAGCUACGAAAGAGGCACCCGCCUUCUGCCACGCCUUUGACCUCACAAAACGCCUCACCCAUCCGUCUAUCACGAAUAUGACCUUCAUCCCGAUCACCCCCUCCAAAGAAUCGCCAUUCCUCCCUAUCCUGAAACGUCUUCAGACCGCAAUUUCCUCCAGCCCCGCGAGUAUCAUCCACCGUAUUGUCAUUCCGUCUCUGCUCAAUCCCACAAUGUACCCGCCUGACGCAUGCCAACCCGAGCAUGUGCUCCAGUUCUUCCACGCCCUCAAGGCGCUGAUGAGCGCAAACACCACUCGUGUCACUGCGAUGAUCACAUUCUCUCUUUCUCUAUACCCUCGGUCGUCAGGUCUGGUGCGUUGGAUCGAACUGCUGAGCGACGGCGUCAUUGAGCUUUGUCCCUUCCCACAUUCUGCAGAUGCCACGGCUACUUCGGGAGCGGCGACGUCCCAAGAAGAGCCUCCACAGGGUAUGCUCAAGACGCAUCGACUCCCGGUAUUACACGAACGUGGAGGCGGAAGUGAUCAGAAUGUUGGACAAGACUGGGCGUUUAUUCUGAGUCGUCGGCGAUUCGAAAUUAAGCCGUUCAGUCUGCCACCAGCAGAAGGAGACACUGAAGCGCAGGAUGCCUCGGCUGCUGGCGGUAUGCCCAAGAAGUCGGACCUCGAGUUUUAG